AUACACCCACACGAACUUAUGCGGCUCCUACAGUACAGCGAACGCGGAGAGCUCAGCAUUUAUAGCUUCGAUGAUGGCGAUAUACCCCCCUACGCGAUACUCUCACACACCUGGGGCGCAGAUGGGGACGAGGUGACGUUCGCAGACCUCCAGGCAGGCGAUGGCGAGACAAAGCCAGGCUACCAAAAGAUCCUCUUCUGCGGAAAACGGGCGCGGCGCGAUAACCUCUAGUACUUCUGGAUCGACACGUGCUGUAUCAAUAAAGCUAAUAAGGCUGAACUCGCCUUCUCCAUCCGAUCGAUGUUUCGCUGGUACCGCGAUGCAGCUCGGUGUUAUGUAUAUCUAUCGGAUGUCUCUAGUCAACCUCUAUUAGUUACGCCAGGCUACAACGAUUCACGAUGGCUUUUGUGGAUCUGGAUGCUCUCUAUUCUCUAUACUAUGUCGGGAUGGU
Molecule: messenger RNA, 451 nt
Organism: Bipolaris maydis ATCC 48331
Lineage: Eukaryota; Fungi; Ascomycota; Dothideomycetes; Pleosporales; Pleosporaceae
Source: RefSeq, a predicted model, not a curated record